UAACAGGAGAGGUAGACAAACGCGCUAUCCCUGGCAUCAGCUGGGAUAGCUCACUGGGGUGGGAGGGUUCCAUGGCAUUCCACUAGGAGCGCCACGCGCAGAAAAGGGCUAAUGCGAAAAGACAAAAAAAAUAUAUCGUGCAUCUCAGCAGUCAGCAGGCUUGGCUGCUUGGUCGCUCAAGCUGUCAACCGUGCUGUCAGGCUUCUUGCCUAAUUAUUAUAAAUUAUUAUUCUGUCAGCAUCUGGUUUAUUUUUAAAUGGUUUCAACGUGCUUUGUCGCGGGGUGUUCAACAGGAUAUAAGUCAAACAAAGAGAAAACGCCAAUAUUCAGGGCCCCCAAGAAUGACACAAAUUUUGUGUUAUGGCAAAAAUCCAUCCCAAGGAUUGACCGAAAGUUUUCCAGAAAGGACUUUGUUUGUGCCAAACAUUUCAAAGAGGAGUAUCUAAUAAAAACAAGAACGAUAUUAAAUACAGCUCAUCCAUUGAAGGUUUGGAAGUUGGCAGCUGAUGCGAUUCCUACUCUAAACUUAAGAGAUAGUGACAAUCAAGCCACAAAGAAAAGGAAUGCAAGAAUUAAACAUAAUUCUAAGUUGGAGCCUGUUGAUUUGGAAUUUCCUGUCAGUCCUCAUUCACUUCAACUACUCGACAGUCAUGAACCACUUGUGAUACCCAACACAGUUGACGGGGUAGCUAAAGUCAAGAUUGCAGAUCAUUUACAAGGAAAUGGUAUUGAAGAGUCAGCACUAGAAAUACCCAACACAGUUUAUUUAGAAGCUGAUGUAGAGAUGUUGGUUCCUCGAGAAAAUAAUGCUAGUAACCAAAGAGAUUCACUUCAAUUACUCGACAGUCAUGAACCACUUGUAAAACCCAACACAGUUGACGGGGUAGCUAAAGUCAAGAUUGCAGAUCAUUUACAAGGAAAUGGUAUUGAAGAUUCAGCACUAGAAAUACCCAACACAGUUUAUGUAGAAGCUGAUGUAGAGAUAUUGGUUCCUCGAGAAGAUAAUGCUAGUAACCAAAGAGAUAAUGACAAUCAAGCCUAUACACGAGCUGAUGAAGAGAUUGCAGAUUCUCUACGAGAAAACGAAAAUGAAGAAAUCGAUGAUCAACCAUUAAUUGAAGCAGUCCAGAACAUAAUUUGUGAUCCAACGGAAGCAAAGCUCCCAAAUUCAUGGAAAUGGUGUUCUGUUAGUGAAGAUUAUCAAGAAGACGAUCCCAUAGCUUACAGCAAGAUAACUGCAGUUAGAUUCGGUGUUGUAAAUCAAAUCACCAUGCCCAUCAAGAUGCUUACAGUUGUUGGUGAAGAAGUCUUUUACACUGUGAGGGGAGUAGUAAUCAAAACACCAAAUUUUCUGCCAAAAUCCUACAGCAAAGUUGACGAGCUCAAUGACAUCUUGAUUCGCUUCGACUCGUCCAAUAUUUGUAGUGGUUUUAAAUUGCCUUGUAAAGACGCUCUAACACCUAGCCUUAAAAAAGCUACAGUGAAGCAGCUUGGUGAGCGACGAUCGAAAUUCUGCCUACGAAUUCUACAGAAAGGAUCGACCUGCUAUAGGUGCGAACACCUCAAUAAGUUAGUGGCUGGUAUGUCACCGAAGCCAAGCCAAAUGGAACGACUCGUUGAACGAAGCCAGAAAUCAAGUCAUCAAAAUCGUCUGUUAAAACGUCAGUUACGCCGAAAAGAAAAAGUGAUCAAGGAUUUGAGACAAGAAAUAAAGGAUUUACGAAAAAGCGUUGCAAAGGCGUGUGAGAAUGCCCUUGAAGAGAAAUUGUCCAGCCUUAAUCCUAAGGUAUUUUUUAAUACCAAUUAUUCUAUGGUAUUCUCUGAAGGCGAUGAUAGUUUUCGUGACGCAAGGAUAGUCUAAAUUAACACCGUUCCUUCUUUAAUACUUCAACAUUGACUCACACUAUAUUACAGUUGACUUAAUCACUAUUUUCCCUUCAACUUUGAUUAUCUGCCUUUUCUCUGUCUUUAUUAUGUUGUUCAUACAAG
Messenger RNA from Daphnia magna, 1989 nucleotides. RefSeq lists its product as uncharacterized. The record is from RefSeq and is a predicted model, not a curated record. The coding region runs from base 257 to 1861 and encodes 534 amino acids. Lineage: Eukaryota; Metazoa; Arthropoda; Branchiopoda; Diplostraca; Daphniidae. The transcript is spliced from 5 exons.